AGGCCAGUCACUGCAGCAGUAUUGUAGGUUUUAACCUACAUCCAUGGUGCGUGUUUGAUCCCAUGCUUUUAAGAUGACUACUGCUGCUCGACCAACCUUUGAACCAGCAAGAGGCGGAAGAGGGAAAGGAGAAGGUGACUUAAGUCAGCUCUCCAAGCAGUAUUCUAGCAGAGAUCUUCCUUCUCAUACAAAAAUCAAAUAUAGGCAAGCCACUCAGGAUGCCCCUGAAGAGGUGCGCAACCGUGAUUUCAGGAGAGAACUGGAGGAGAGGGAGAGAGUUGUGGUGAGAGAGAAGAACCGAGACAGGCCAGCACGAGAGCACACAACUUCCUCUUCAGUGUCAAAGAAACCUCGACUAGAUCAGAUCCCUGCAGCUAACCUGGAUGCAGAUGAUCCUUUGACUGACGAGGAUGAUGAGGAUGAAGACUACGAUGAAGAGAGUGAUGAUGAUACAGCUGCUCUGUUAGCUGAGCUAGAGAAGAUAAAAAAGGAACGAGCUGAAGAGCAAGCCCGAAAGGAACAAGAACAGAAAGCUGAGGAGGAGAGGAUACGGAUGGAAAACAUCCUUAGUGGUAACCCUCUGCUGAACCUGACAGGACCAGUACAGCCUCAGGCAAAUUUUAAAGUGAAGCGAAGAUGGGAUGAUGAUGUCGUCUUCAAGAACUGUGCUAAAGGCGUAGAUGAGAUGAAAAAAGACAAACGAUUUGUCAAUGACACGCUGCGGUCUGAAUUUCACAAAAAGUUUAUGGAAAAAUACAUCAAGUAGGAAUGGGCUGUGUUGCUGAUAGAUUGUGUGGUGCAAGUCAUUUGCCUUCCAUCAUUAAAAUGCUGGCUCAGAUGGAAAUCUGUCAACAGUGAGCAAAUAUCCAUCACGGACAUAGGUAUCUUUUUAACUUAACCCCUUGUCUGGCAUAUUUUGCAUGUUUUGUUGUUUUAACUUGCCCCCCUCCCCCACAUUUCCUGCAGAUGCUGGUUUCCUUAUUGCCAUGAAUGUACAUUCAUAGAAAAAUCAUUCUGUAAAUGUUUUGAAAAUGGUUUCCAAUAAAUCCUUCACUCACU
This is a messenger RNA of Candoia aspera, 1059 nucleotides long. It is a transcript of the gene CWC15, whose product is annotated as CWC15 spliceosome associated protein homolog. The record is from RefSeq and is a predicted model, not a curated record. Lineage: Eukaryota; Metazoa; Chordata; Lepidosauria; Squamata; Candoiidae. Gene Ontology annotation, molecular function: RNA binding. The transcript has 7 exons. Gene Ontology annotation, biological process: mRNA cis splicing, via spliceosome. Gene Ontology annotation, cellular component: catalytic step 2 spliceosome. Bases 74 to 766 code for a protein of 230 amino acids.